AUGGUUAACGAUCAAACAAUGCAAACGUUACCUCGGCUGGACGUGUACAUGCUUGGUGUUUAUGUGCAACCGAGCGGUAUACCGGAUAUGCCAAGGCCCUUGCAACCGGGCAAAGUAUGUGCAGCCCCGUUCCAUAAUUGGUGGUAUCGUGCGGUGACGGUGCAGUAUUAUGCGGAGGAAGAUGAAGUUCUUGUUAAAUUAGCUGAUUAUGGUGGAUAUUUGCGCCUUCCACGAUCCGAUUUACGGCAGAUCAGGACGGAUUUCGUGUCAUUACCAUUUCAAGCAGUCGAGUGUUAUUUGGCACACGUGGAACCCAUCGAUGGGACGACGAAAUGGAGUGAAGACGCAUUCGCUUUAUUCAGUAGCUUAAUUGGUGAACGGAAUUUGGAGUGUUACGUUGUUGGAUAUAGUAUCGACGAUUCGAAACCAGUCGUCGAAUUGUUCGCAACUGAUGACAAUAACAGGGUAUCUAUCCCACAUUUUGCAUACUUUUUUUUUGAAAUUUGA
Gongylonema pulchrum is the source of this 507-nucleotide messenger RNA. The record is from the annotation of a GenBank genome assembly. Lineage: Eukaryota; Metazoa; Nematoda; Chromadorea; Rhabditida; Gongylonematidae.